Dictyostelium purpureum is the source of this 2055-nucleotide messenger RNA. RefSeq lists its product as uncharacterized. The record is from RefSeq and is a predicted model, not a curated record. Gene Ontology annotation, cellular component: SCF ubiquitin ligase complex. Gene Ontology annotation, molecular function: protein binding. Lineage: Eukaryota; Evosea; Eumycetozoa; Dictyosteliales; Dictyosteliaceae. The transcript has 5 exons. Gene Ontology annotation, biological process: SCF-dependent proteasomal ubiquitin-dependent protein catabolic process. Bases 1 to 2055 code for a protein of 684 amino acids.
AUGGAUGAGUUGGCUAGAAUUAGAAGAGAAAAACACAAUCAAUAUUUACAAAAAAAAGAGGAAGAGGCUCAAUUUGUAGUAUUACAACCACCUACACCACCACCAGUUGUAGAACAAGAUGAACAAUUCCCACAAGAAGAAAUAGAGAAUGAUACAAACAUAACCACUACCACCACUACCACCACUACUACAGAUAAUCAAAUAGAACAAGAUAUUGAUGUUGAGAAUGAACAACAAGAAAUUAAUGGUGGCGAGGAUGAGGACGAGGAUGAUGAAAUUCUUCAACCUAAUGGUUUCCAUCACGCACACCCAAUUGGGAAUAUGCCUAUAUAUAAUAAUAAUAAUAUGAAUCAUCAAAUUGGUUUUACAGGUUCACAUCACUUUGGAAUUGGUUAUAAUAUUUCGCAUGUACAUGGAUACCAACCAUUUGGAGGAUCAGGUCAACAAUUAACAGGUAAUGGAAUAUAUAAUACAAAUGAUGUUUUUUCACAGGGCUAUGAAGGAAAUCCAUUUAAUUUAGAAACAGAACAUCCUGAACCUCAAGAACCUUCAUCGUCAGAAGAAAAAAGAGCUACAUUCUUAUCAUCGAUCGAACAUAGAUACGAUAAAUCACCAGAUUUCGUCGAAGAAAAUAUGAAGAGAGAUUCAAAGAAAAAAGAAUUUAGAAUUCCAUUAGAAAAUUUCAAAUCUUUAGUUCAUUUAUGUCUUUAUAAAAUGUCAUUGGAUUUAACCCCAUUCCAAUCGAAACUAAAGCUAUUAUCUGGUGAUCUUAUCCGCCAUCUAAUUGAAGUUAUGGCCAAAAACAAUCGUCUUACUAGAACUAAAUUAAAUCAAAUUCUUUCAAGUGGUGUCAGAGUUUUUAAAUUAGAUUUAAGCAACCAAUCACUAAUUGUAAACAAUGACUUUUUACAUAAUUGCUUUAGAUAUCUUGUUGAAGUUCAAGAUGUUAACUUUUCAAAUUGUAUAAACAUGACAGAUUAUGGUCUAGAAGUUUUUAAAAAUGAAAAAUUCCAUAGAAAUUUAAGAGUUUUAGAUUUAAGACAUAAUAGAAAUCUUACUGAUGUUGGUUGUAAAAAUUUAAAGAAUUUAGUUAACCUCGAAGAAUUAUACCUUGGCAGCACAUCAAUUAGUGAUUUAGGUGUUGCAUUCUUAAAACAAUUAGUAAAUUUAAAAACAUUAGAUGUAUCAAGAUGUAAAAUAACAGAUAAUGCAAUGGUUACAAUUUCUUUAUUUUCAAAACUUACUUUAUUAAAUUUAAGUGAAACUCAAAUUACCGAUGUUGCAAUAUCAAAUAUUCAUCAAAUAUUAACAAAUAUUCAAUAUUUAUAUCUUUCAAACUGUCAAAAAUUAACAAACAAAUCUUUAUUCUUUUUAACAUAUUUUUCGAAAAUGAGAUUAUUAAGUAUUACUGGCACACAAAUUAGUUUAAAUGGAUUUGUACAUUUAAAAAGAUUACCAAAUUUAUUAUAUUUAGAAUUACCAAAUAGAUAUUGCCUCAAUGACCAAACAAUUGUAUAUUUAAAUAGCUUAACAAAAUUAAAGAAAUUAGAUUUAACAGACUAUACCUAUAUUACAAGUAUUGAACCAUUAGAUAAUUUGAAAUACUUGGAGGAACUUUUAUUAGCAAAUACAAGAGUAGGUGAUUCAUCAGUUCCAGCAAUCAAAAAAAUGAAAAGUUUGGAAGUAUUAUCUUUGGAUAGAACCGAUAUAACAAGUGCAGGUGUAGCAGGAUUGGUAGAUUUGAAUUUAAAGUCACUUUCACUUAUGAAAACCAAAAUCGACGAUGACUCUAUAAAUUAUUUAUCGGAAAUUAAAUCACUUAGACAAUUAAAUAUUUCACACAAUAACAUCACCCAUAAAAAUAUAGAAAAACUCAAAGAUAUAACCAAUCUCAACUCUUUAGAUUUAAGAGGUACUGAUACUUUAAGAUCACUUUAUAUGUUUGAUAGUAUCUUAAAAGUACCAUUAAAAAAGGUUUUAGAAAUUAUAAAUAAUGAACAAAAUCAAAAUAAUAACAACUUUUUAAAUUUUGGUCUAAAUGACGAAGAGGAAUAA